AGCCGCGAUUUGUACAGUGACAGCCGGCCCCCGCAGAGAGGUCACCAUGCGCUUUAGCCAAGCGCCACGCGGCUCUACCGCCUCCUUCCUGCAGGAUGGCAAGGCAGCAGGCAUUGUGCGCCAACCCAAAGGAGAACGGAAGGAGCCUCUGACGAAUUUGAAGCCCGCCUCGCGUGCGGAAUAUGAGAGGUCUUUGAAGGUCUUCAAAUGCACUGCCGAUGUAGACGCGGGCAAUGGGCGCAAGCUGCGACGGCCACAGCAGCCCUUGGACAAGACGCUCAUCGGUGCUCCCACGGGAAGUGUCCAGUCAACCACCUUCGGCCUUCCAGAGAGGCGGCUGCGGGGAAUGACGAAGCACAGUUGUACGGAGGAGAGCAACGAGGACUUGAUGAGUCGCAGAGAGUUCUUUGACCACUGCACGCGGGCAGACGACUACGCGGAUCUUCUUGGCCGACCCAUGCUUUCGCCUCGCAAGAAGGAGUGCAGCAUCCUUGAGGGGGCGUACUACUUGGCGGAGGAGAAGGAUGGCGACUUCGAGGAUCUGAGUACUGCUGCGUCCGACGACUGUGAAACAAGGCACAGUUCUGUGCCUUCGUUGCGAGUGCGGCGAGUGCUGCAGAGUCUGAUGCCUGCGAAGGGAGGGCCCGACAUUCCUUUGGAGAUGGUGGCCCGCUUGGAGCAUUUGGUGGAGCUUGCGGACCGGGUCGAGACCAAGAAGCGGAACAAGAACCAUAUGAUGCGCGAGUACUCUCCAGGUGUCAGUAUCUUGCCCGACGACCUGUCGGUGGCAGAAUCCGAGACGCUUCCCAUGCCCGAGGAAGAGGAGGACGAAGAGGCGCUGGAAGAGAGGCCCAGCGUGCAACAGUUGGUGCAGAAGUACGAGGCUCCGAUCUCACAGGCGCCUGGGCCGACGCUUCUCCGCCGCGGCAACCCGCAGGGUGUGAAGCCCUCGGAAGGCGAGAGCUCCGAUGCUUUGCCUGAGAAGUCGAAGGAAAACGAAGAUUCCUCCAGCGCCUUGAGCUCCCCGAGGUAUACCGACAAGGACGAACUCGUGGACAAGACCAAUGCCCUUCGACGCAAGGGCUUCAAUCUUUUCGCCGCUGGGGGCGAGAGCUGGGACCAGCUGCAUGCAAUUACCGCGAUCUGAGCGCAGCUUCUUGGCCGCUCGCAAAUGGCAUCUGCCGGCCACUUGGGUGCUUUCUCGCUCGCCGUUGGCUGGAGCGAGGAGCACUGAAGCGGUGUGCUGCCAAUGAAUGUGUCACAAACUUUAACGUCGGAAAGAGGCAAGGCCCCUCGGACCAGCC
Molecule: messenger RNA, 1304 nt
Organism: Effrenium voratum
Lineage: Eukaryota; Dinophyceae; Suessiales; Symbiodiniaceae
Source: the annotation of a GenBank genome assembly